AUGGCUCCCGUCGGUGCUGGGGAUGAAGCCUCACUUCCCUCCAAAAUCCCAUUCUGGCGUCUGAUUUUCGAUCAAAAAGUUGUUACCCAAGAGGUUGCCCAGUAUCCCUAUUCGGGUUCCGGUACCGAGGAAGAUCCUUAUGCGGUGAUAUGGCUACCAAAUGAUCCGCGUAACCCGAUGAAUUUCGGGUUCUUUAAGAAGUGGGCGAUUACGAUUCUGGUAUCAUUUGUUACUCUCGCCGUUGCAUUGGUGUCUUCUGCAUUCUCGGGCGGCCUGGGGCAAGUGGUUGCUCAUUUUGGUGUCGCAGAAGAGAUUGCCAUCCUCGGCGUGUCUCUUUUCGUUCUUGGAUUUGCCAUCGGGCCGUUGAUUUGGGCACCCCUGAGUGAGAUCUUUGGUCGGCGGCAUAUCUUCACCAUCAGUUUUGCGUUUCUAACUGCUUUCAAUGCGGGUGCAGCCGGCUCACAGAAUAUUCAGACGUUGAUCAUUCUGCGAUUCCUUGCUGGAUGCUUUGGCUCCUCACCAUUUGGAAAUGCCGGUGGCACGAUCGCCGAUAUGUUCCCUGCCUCACAGCGUGGCAUUGCGAUUAGCUUCUUUGCUGCCGCGCCGUUUUUGGGACCUACCAUUGGCCCUAUCAUUGGAGGUUUUCUUGCUACUGGGGCUGGAUGGCGCUGGGUCGAAGGAUUCAUGGCUGCUUUCUCCGGUGCGCUCUGGCUAUGUAUCAUUUUCUUGUUACCAGAAACCUAUGCGCCUGUCCUCCUGCGUCGCCGAGCAGAGAAACUUUCUGAGAUUACUGGCAAAGUCUAUCGGAGCAAGAUCGAGAUCGAGCGCGGCCAUACUCCCCUAGGGAAAACUCUCAAAACAGCGCUCUCCCGUCCAUGGAUUCUGCUAUUCCGCGAACCUAUCGUCUUAUUGUUUUCCAUUUAUAUGUCUAUCAUUUAUGGUACACUCUAUAUGCUCUUCGCUGCCUACCCUAUCGUGUUCCAGGAGGUUCGAGGCUGGAGUGAAGGUGUCGGCGGUCUUGCUUUCUUGGGUAUCCUUGUUGGCAUGAUCCUCGCCGUUAUAUACACCUUCCCGGAGAAUAUGCGCUAUGCAAAGAAGUGCAGCGAAACCACCGAUCGCCUUCCUCCAGAAGUUCGACUGCCGCCAAGCAUGGUGGGUGGUAUUGCCCUGCCUGUUGGGUUGUUCUGGUUUGCUUGGACGAAUUCACCAAGUAUUCACUGGAUGGCGUCUAUUUCUGCGGGUGCACCAUUCGGCUUUGGCAUGGUCCUUGUCUUCCUCAGUGUGUUCAACUAUCUGAUCGACUCCUAUACCAUCUUCGCCGCAUCGGUAUUAGCAGCGAAUUCUGCACUCCGGUCCUUGUUUGGCAUGGCCUUCCCCCUGUUCACCACUUACAUGUAUGAAAACCUGGGUAUUCACUGGGCUUCAUCUAUUCCGGCUUUCUUGUCUUUGAUCUGUGUGCCUUUCCCUUUCAUCUUCUACAAAUAUGGCGCUCGGAUUCGACAGCGAUGUACCUUUGCAGCUGAAGCCGAUGCCUUCAUGCGCCGCCUCGCCGAGAAGAACCAGGCCGAGGCCCGAAAGGAGGCGAUUACCGGAAAAGAGGCUGAGAAGGAGACACCGACUACCGAAAUCUCCGAUGAUUUGCAUGAUUCUAGCGAUAGUGAUAGCCUAUCCACGGUCCCCUCGCAUGAUGUCAACAUUGCGCGGUAUGCUUCUCGAGCCUCUCGUCAAUCCGGGCGAUCGAUGCACCGGACCCUCACUGCAACUCAGUAUGAAGAGAAUCCUUACGACUUGGAUUUGGUCAAUACCCGACAGUCGGCUAUUAGUGGUCAUCGAAAGGAUUGA
Penicillium macrosclerotiorum is the source of this 1842-nucleotide messenger RNA. Its product is annotated as MFS transporter. Bases 1 to 1842 code for a protein of 613 amino acids. NCBI's taxonomy places the organism in Eukaryota, Fungi, Ascomycota, Eurotiomycetes, Eurotiales, Aspergillaceae. The record is from RefSeq and is a predicted model, not a curated record. Gene Ontology annotation, biological process: xenobiotic detoxification by transmembrane export across the plasma membrane. Gene Ontology annotation, molecular function: fluconazole transmembrane transporter activity. The transcript has a single exon.